Messenger RNA from Ixodes scapularis (black-legged tick), 5805 nucleotides. RefSeq names its product zinc finger protein 385B. The coding region runs from base 1 to 900 and encodes 299 amino acids. Gene Ontology annotation, molecular function: nucleic acid binding; zinc ion binding. The transcript has 5 exons. The record is from RefSeq and is a predicted model, not a curated record. Lineage: Eukaryota; Metazoa; Arthropoda; Arachnida; Ixodida; Ixodidae.
AUGGAGCAUCCUCGAGAUAUUACGGUCGUGCAACCCAGCUACGGCGCCACCACCAACGGCACGGGUUCCUCGGGAAACAACGGCACGGACGCGCAGGCCGCGGCUGUGGAGGCGGCGCGGCGGGACGGGAUUCCCGCUGAGCUGAUUCAGCCGCUCUGCUGCAAGCUGUGCGACGCCAAGCUCAACGGAAGGCUGCAGGCCACAGCUCACUACGUGGGCAAGAGCCACGCCAAGAAAGUGAAGCAGUACCUCCAGAACAAGGGACGCGCGGGUGCCCUGACGCCCCAGCGGGUUCCUCCCACGGGACCGACCCAGCCAGCCGGGGAGACAGUCAAGGCUGAGGCUGAUGGCAAGCGGUCGGCGACUGACACCCUGGAGAAGUUCUGCAAGCUGUGUGACGUGGCCUUCACCUCGGAGAUCCAGGCCAAGCAGCACUACGAAGGGCGCAACCACCAGAGGCGUCUCAGAGGGCAGCCCCCCCUGCCCAAGGGCUUCUACAACCCCGCCACCGGCCGCUGGCAGAGGCAGCCACCGCCAGGCAUGGCGAUCAAGGCCAGCCAGGUCCGCAAGGGCGCCUCGGCGGGGGGCCCUUCGGGUCCCCGCGUGUUUAUGUGCGAGCCCUGCAACGCGAGCGUCACCUCGGAGCAACAGCUCAACGCCCACCUGCAGGGGGCCAAGCACAAGGCGCGCGUCAGCGGACUCGCCACGGCCGUCACAGCCAGAGUGGUGACCGCAAACGCCGCCGCAGCCGCCGCGGCUGCCGCAGCGGCUGCGUCGGGCAUUUCGCCAUCGCCGCAGCAGCAGCAAGCCGAGCCAUUCAUCGCAUUCGUGGCCGGCUCCAACCCUGUGUGCAUCUCUGCUUGCGGUGAGAACCAUUUGAAGAAGACCAAAGCAUCAUGAUCCGUGGCAAGCCUAGGGGCCCUCCUCGGUCUCCAUUCAUUUUCGUCUCCCCGGAAGGAGGCUUAACACCCAAAGUCAUUUUCCUGUUCCUUUGACAGUCUUGCUUUUUUUUUCUGUGUUCUGAACUCCAGACGAGUUGACAUCCAUGUCCAUUCCUAUAACGCUGGGCAUCCCGGUCAUUUAACGAGCGCUAGUCGUCAUGUGGUCUAGCAGCCCGAAAAUCGGUACCAAGGAGUCGAAAGAAUCUGAAAGGGUUUUUUUCUUCUCACUACUAUCCACCCAAAGAUUUUUUAAUGGCGAAGGGACUUUUUUCAUCUAGAACAUAGAAGUUUAUGCUUGUGUGCAGUGUUGUUUCUGUGUGAAAUUGAGGUAACAAGUGAAAAGCAAGUUCUUGUUUCAUAUCAUUUCUUGCAGGCAAAGGUUGUUAACUACUCUGAAUUAAAAACAUACAAACUCCUUCUUUGUGCAUGUUUUUUGACAUUGUGUCUAAAUCUCGGCUGGGAACCUCUUUUGUGGGGAACCUUUGCAAGAAUGAAGGAUGUGGUCAUGGUAUUCUUAUGGUAUUUUACACUUUUGGUGGAACUUGUAGAUCUGGCUUAGGAAGUGCUGAAAAUUUGCUAUGUUUGGGCCAAAUCAUUCAAGACCUCAUUCGGUUAUAUGUGAAGCUAUAUUUUCUUUUGCAAUUUAAGUGUGAGGCUUUGGCACAAGCUUUGGCUAGAGAGUAAUCCGAUGCCAAUUUAAGGCCUGCAUUUAUGUGCUUGUACGUUGCAUUCAACUUGUGAAAUCAGCCUUAGUUGAGAUUACAUAGUUUUUCUUCUUUUCUAUGUAUGUACUACAUUCUUUUAUGCUGAUGGUUCAAUCUUUCUCUUUUUUUGUGUGUGUGAAGCUGACUGUGGAUGCUAACAAUCUCAAGUGGUCCAUGAGUAGCAUUAGAAAAACAAGCUGAUUUCCAUACAUAACUAGUAAAAUGCUUCAACUAUUGCUGUUUGCAACAUUUUCUCGGCAGUUCUUGUUAAGGUCUGACUUACAGAGUCCUCUUCUGCCAGCAAGGAAACUGGUUCCCAGUUUCCUUCUCACCAUUCAUUCUCACUCCGGUUCAGCGGCCUUUAAUAGGCGAAACUAAAAUUUCUGGCAGCCAUAUUGUGCUAUAAGAAGCACAGUUUGAAGGAAUUAAUGCAGGUACCUGAGCUAUACAUAGUUUCAAUUCCUGUGCUGUUUGAAUACAUAACGAAGCAGUGUCUGCCCACCACACUUUUCUGGCAUAACUUCCUACAUGAAAUAUAUAAUCACCUAGAGAUACGCAAGAAUAAGAAAGAGUGGACAAUACAGGACACUCUGUACCGUCCACUUUCUCCCUUCCUUGCAUAUUUUUGCCACUUAGGUAAAAGUGAACCAACUAACUCAAAUUGCUGUUUUAAAAAUGUAAUGUUUUUGAAAUUUUUAUUUUUUAUAUUGACUUCUUCUCAACCUGCUAGGAUGUGAGGGAUGCUUACCAAAAUACUUUUGUGACUGACAUGAUGGAUGGGCCAAUAAGUUGACUGGUUUUGUAAAUAAAACAAUGGGGCAAUCUCCCAGCUGUAAAAUUUGGGAUACUUGAUGCUCUGUCAGCUAGGGACUGCCCUUUGGGGAGCAUUUUUAUUAUCGGCAGGGGAGUUAAUUUCUUGGUGCAUGCAACAUUGUAUUGGCAUUGUCUAAGUGGUAUUUAGUUUUGUUAUACCUUAGAUUACCCACCAUGCAAUAUUGAGCAUGCGCCACCCAGGAAUAAAAGCAUAGGUAAUCAAUCGAAGGGUGCUUUCCAAUUCGAGAACUUAUGUAUGAAGAUGCCUAGUUAAAGGUGAAGUUUAACUGCUCUUGGUUCCUUCCUCAGAUAAUAACAAAACACACACCUUACUUUGUGCUCUGCUAUGUAAAAUGGAAUUCUGACAAGGCAAUCAAGCUUUCGAUACACUGUACAGACAUUGGGGAUAAUGCUUGAUGUCCUGCUUGUUUGCAAAAGUGCAUUCGUCAUUAGAAUUACACCAGCAUGUCGUGUACUAAGAGACUAUCCCAGAGGUCAUUGACCUGUUUAACGGUAUCUGUAAUGACCUUGUUUCAUUUUUUUCUAUUGCAAUUAACUGCUACUCUUCUGACGUACGCAUGUAACCAAAGUGAGUUCGGUAUUUCUCCUCUUUUGACGUACGCAUGUAACCAAAGUGACCAGUGUUUUCUGCGGUGUUAUUGUGGUUGAAUAUUUCUGUGAUAAGGCAUGGGGUGCAACUUCUCUAUUGGCUAAAGCCUUUCUUUGUCAUGUGAUACUUGUGCUGUUAUAUCCAUAUUGUUUUCCUCCUGCUGUACCACUCUUGCUAGUUGGGCAAAGGUUGCAAUUUAUUUUAAAUUUUGUUGUGCAAUUGUUUUAGGCGUCUGUAGCUCGAUGUGUCAUAGUACUCUUCGUGUUACUUGGCUAUUCUACAGUCCUUCCAAGAGUUGAGUCAUCAUUGCUGUUUUUCAGUGUAAACGCAAAGUCAUGUCUCUGGUAAGGCUGCACAAGGGGUAGCAGCUUCAUUCUUGCUAUUUAAUAAAAAGUGUUGGAGCCCAAUGACUACAAAAAUUGUCAGUUGCAGCCACAAUGAUUGCAGUUCUUGAUGAUUGUGAAACUUUUCGCACCUAAAAAGAAGUUUCAGAAAGUUGCUAUGGAAGUGUGUAACACAAAUCAAAUUUCCUUCACAAAUUCUUUUUUGCAUUGUUUAGUGAUCAGUCUUUCUAUCAUAUCUAUCAAUCAUGUAAUAUCAGGGUGACACUUCCACUGGGCAGGUGUAAUCAGUUACCAUUACAUAUGUUUCAUUUGUCUGGACAAUCAGCUCCGUGUCUUUUAUUAGAAUAACAAACCUAAAUCCUAAUGAGUUCUAGGGAAGAUACUGAGCAGAUCGAGAGCAGGGGCAAUCACUGUUGUACAUAUCACUUCUAAUCAAAUUUUCUGUAUGCGCUGAACUCUAAACGUUGCUCAUCAAAAACGUUACUGCUGCAUUGCAUUUGCUUUCAUUUUCAUAGUUAUUAUUUGAUGUUCCUAGCAUGUGACGUGGACAAUCUUAGUCAGUAUCGGCUUCGUGAUUCUUGCACUUUCACUGGAGAUUCAGAGUGAUGCUUUUGCUCUUAGGGCUUUGAAGUGUUUAUAAAGGAAUUCCAAAAGGAAGACAUCAGAGGCUGGAGCAAGCCCUACAAAAGACCAAGACUUUGUCACUUUUUAAGAGACUAAAGCAUCAGAUCUCAUUGUAAUGUUGUACGGGUAGUUGCACCUGUAUAACAAAUGUUGAUGCACACAGGGUUUCAGGACAAUAUAACUUUUUCAGCCUGUGCACAGAGCAAGUAGUUGUGAGGGGCAGUGUUGCAAUGCCUGCGUUGUCGAAACAGGCUUGCCUGCAGUUCUCCUUGCACUUCGUUUUUCACAAGUGAUGUGAACAAUGUUCCAAAGCCAAGUUAUUUAAUAUUUGUGAUGGGGAGGAAAAACAUGUCUGGUCAUUUAGGCAUUGGAUCUUACGUUCUAAUACUUUGUGUGGUUUGAAGUCCAUUCUUUUAUGUUUUGUGCAGUUUUUGCAGGAGGAGUGGUGUCUUGUCACCGUUUUGGCGGUGGGCUACGAAGAGGUAGCGUAGGAAAUUAGGGAUUGAUUCUGUAUGGAUAGGCUAGAGUUAAGAUUUGCUUGUUUUGUGCAAGAAGUACUUUUUACACUUUUCAUAGUCUGGCAAGUGCUUGUCUGUUAUGCCGGAAAUUCAGAAGCGCUCGUAUAUAGCAUAUUGUUAACAGUGAUUAAGUGCAACUGAACUUUUACUUCGGGCUUUUUCGUGAUAUGUCACGAGUCUUAACUUGAGAAGACGAGUCAGCCAUUUUUUUGGGACAGUGCAUUUCAGAGGCCAGUGCCAUGGCACUGACUACGUUGCCAGGUUGCCUAUGCUAGUUUGUUUCUGGAAACUACACUCUGCCUCACUAGUUGUGUGCAGCAUUACCAAAGGUACAGGAGCAAGAGCGCAAGCCAAGCAGUUGGAGAGGAGCGGAAGGAGGAACAUCCUUCUUACUCUGAUCCUCUCUUGUGUAUCCCAGAUGUUGCUUUUGUCCCCCUCAGAGAUUAGCCUGUCACUCAAUAUUCUUACAAAAGCGGCUUUCCACUUCCUCCCACCCGUGGCUUCCGCAGCACUGUGUGCAACUAGUGAGGUGGAGUGUAGUGGGGGAACUGGAGUUAGGGUAGGUCAACUUGAACUAAACAGGACCAGGUCAUUAGACUGUUUCAAAUGGUAGGAAACGUUAGGGAGCACUAGAGCAAGCGGCAGCGCAGGCAUCAGAUGUUCCGACUCAAGAAAGUAUUUUUUAAGCACCAUUUCAGACAAAGGCGUUUGUCUGCUAGCAGUUUUUCACUUUGCUGUCGGGGCAGAGUAUUCAAAGUAUAGGUAUUGUUGUCGCUUCUAUCUCUGCAGGUAGUAAAUCUAGUAUAGAAAAAAAAAUCUGCUUUAAAUUCAUUGUUAACUGAGCUUAGUUUCUUGGUACGUAGCAACCUUCUGUGUAACCCCAUUCACAAUGUUCAUGAAGUCUUGGCAUGUGUGAAACUUUCCAGGUUUCUCUGUAACAUGAUCCUACAGUAUCCUUGUCUCUCUCACUUGAAAGAAAUGUUGGAUAUACAUACUCUGCUUACUGGUGUAUGUUUGCAGAAAUUAGUUUAAGUCUCAUCAUUGUGCAUAUUAAAAAGCAUUGUAGAGCUUUACGCUCUAAAAUGCCGGCCUCACUGUGAUUGGCUGCAUUGUGUUGACAUUGAGCUUAUGUAUUUUAUAUGUAUGAGUUUUCGUAGCACAUUGAGACUUGCUGGCAUUGACCAUUGUGCAUUCUUCUGUUUGCAUCUUCCGUGGAAUUUUGUUUUGGAAAAUAAAGCUGGACUCUUGACA